AUGGAGAAAGAACACCAUGACCCAUCGAGGCCGUCCAGUAGCGGAGAGGACUCAACGUCAAUCGAUGUUGUAGCACAGCGCGAGAUGGAGGCCAUGACCCGCAUCGCUUCUAGUCAGCUCGGUCGCCAACUGUCCAGUCACUCCACCUUCCGAAAGGACGAUCCCCGGCUAGAUCCUAGCAAUCCAGACUUCGACUACCGUGUAUGGGCCCAAAUGGCUCUCAAGACAAUGGACAGAUCCGGCAUUGAGCUACAGCGGCAGGGCAUAGCCUUUUCGAACUUGUCGAUAUCCGGCUCCGGCUCUUCUCUUCAGUUCCAGGAGACAAUCGCUUCAACCUUCACAGUACCUUUUCGCAAACUGACGUCAGUGAUUAGUGGGGGGAAAAAAACCACUCGGCGCAAAAUCCUCCAUGAAUUCGAUGGUCUUCUCGAAAGCGGGGAGUUGCUCCUUGUGCUUGGUCGCCCUGGAAGCGGUUGCUCUACAUUUCUGAAAACGAUAUGCGGACAUCUUGGUGGGCUGACAGUCGAACCUACUACUGAAAUACAAUAUGAAGGAAUCAGUUUUGAAGAUAUGAUACAAAGAUAUCGGGGAGAAAUUACUUAUAACCAAGAAGUUGACAUACACUUCCCCCAUCUAACAGUCGGCGAAACCUUGUCCUUUGCUGCGCGCGCGCGUGCACCGCAUAGACGCAUGAACCAGAUUAGUCGCGAAGAGUAUGCGGAAACAAUUGUACAGGUUGUUCUUGCCGUCUUCGGCCUCUCCCACACCAAAGAUACCAAGGUCGGAGACAAUAUGAUCCGAGGAGUCAGUGGAGGGGAGCGCAAGCGAGUGAGCAUCGCCGAAAUGUUCCUGUCUAGGUCUAGAAUUGGAGCAUGGGACAAUAGUACCCGCGGCCUUGACGCAGCUUCGGCACUGCGAUUCGUGGAGACACUUCGUCUCUCCGCUGACCUUGGGGAGUCAUGCCAUGCAGUGGCUGCCUAUCAGGCUUCUCAGUCCAUGUACGACCUCUUUGACAAAGUGAUCCUUUUAUACGAAGGCCACGAAAUAUACUACGGACCUGCUGCUGAUGCAUCGGCUUAUUUUGAAGAGAUGGGCUGGGAUAGGCCCCGACGACAGAUGACUGGAGACUUCUUGACAUCAAUCACCAACCCUGGGGAAAGGAGACCUCGCCCAGGGAUGGAGGAAAAGGUUCCACGAACUGCCCAAGAAUUUGCUCAAUAUUGGAAGCGAAGUCCAGAGUAUAAAAAUGUUCGGAAUCAGGUGGCAAAGUAUAGAAACGACCACCCGCUCAAUGGAGACGAAGCAUCGGCAUUUCAUACUGACCACAAGGAGCAGCAAGCACGGCACGCCCGAGAGAGCAGUCCGUAUCUUCUUUCAAUACCAAUGCAAGUACGACUCUGCGUGCGACGCGCGUUCCAACGUAUGCGAAAUGAUAUGCCAACUACCAUGUCCACAGUUGUGGUUCAGAUUGUACUUUCCCUCAUCGUCGGUUCAAUAUUUUACAAUUCCCCCAACACAACCACUGGGUUUUUCCAAAAAGGGGCAGUCUUGUAUUUUGCAAUUCUGUUGAAUGCUUUACUGACCAUCAAUGAGAUCAUGCUUCUCUACAGCCAGCGGCCAAUAGUCGAGAAGCAGGCUGCAUUUGCAUUUGUUCACCCAUUUACAGAAGCCAUAGCCAGUGUCCUUGUGGAUCUCCCUAUUAAGGUCCUUCGAGUCACCAUUUUUUCCAUUGUAUUAUAUUUCAUGGGCAACCUCCGCCGGGAACCUUCCCAGUUUUUCAUUUUUUACCUCUUCCUCAUAACCUCCGUUCUUACCAUGUCAGGAAUAUUCCGUAGUAUUGCGUCUCUUACCAGAUCCAUUGGCCAAGCAAUGGCGAUGGCCGGUGUUAUGGUCUUGUGCAUUGCCGUAUACACAGGCUUCACGGUGCCACAGCCCUACAUGCACCCUUGGCUAUCCUGGAUCCGCUGGAUAAAUCCUAUCUAUUACUCAUUUGAAGCUUUGGUCAGCAAUGAAUUCCACGGUCGCGAAUUUCCUUGCGGCCGUUUGAUUCCAAGUUAUGCGAACGGAACAGCAUUCAUUUGCUCCGCCGUUGGUGCUGUUGCUGGACAACAUUACGUCUCUGGUGAUGCUUUUAUUGAGGGCAACUACGAAUAUCAUUAUUCACAUGUAUGGCGCAACUUUGGCAUUCUUAUCGCGUUUAUGAUAUUUUUCAAUGGCCUCUAUUUCACCGCCACAGAACUUCGCACUGGAAAUGUUUCCAAAGCAGAAACUCUGCUUUUCCGUCCCGGCCAUGCUCCCCGUUACCUGCAGGAUGAAGGUGACGUCGAAAGCUCACAGGCAAGUACACAAAAUGUUUCUCCCCAAACAGAAACCAAUUACGACACAAUGCAUCUGCCAAAACAAAAGGACGUUCUUUCGUGGAAGGGUAUCAAUUAUGACAUCCCUGUCAAGGACGGCACCCGUCGACUCCUUGAUAAUGUGAAUGGUUGGGUCAAGCCCGGUACAUUGACUGCACUGAUGGGGGUUUCCGGUGCAGGUAAAACCACCCUACUCGAUGUACUUGCCCAGAGGGUCUCCAUUGGGGUCGUCACAGGGGAUAUACUGGUGAAUGGGAAAGGUCUGCAGUCCAACUUUCCGCGAAGAACGGGAUACGUUCAGCAGCAAGAUCUUCAUCUAGAGACUACGACCGUUCGUGAAGCGUUAAGGUUUAGCGCAAUUCUUCGUCAGCCAAAAAUAGUCUCAAAGGAGGAAAAAUAUGAAUACGUUGAGGAGGUUAUCAAGGUCUUAGGAAUGGAGGACUUUGCUGAGGCUGUGGUAGGGAAUCUCGGGGAAGGCCUCAAUGUGGAGCAAAGGAAAUUACUUAGCAUUGGCGUCGAACUUGCUGCGAAACCUACUUUGCUUAUCUUCCUUGAUGAGCCAACGAGUGGCCUUGACUCACAAAGUUCUUGGACGAUUUGUGCCUUUCUUCGAAAAUUGGCCGAUCAUGGACAGGCUGUCCUGGCUACAAUCCAUCAACCUAGUGCUUUGCUAUUUCAAGAGUUUGAUCGUUUACUAUUCUUAGCCAAGGGUGGAAAGACCGUCUAUUUUGGUGAUAUCGGCGAAGGGUCAAAUAUUUUACUUGACUAUUUUGCUAGAAAUGGAGGACGAAACUGCGACAAGUCUGAAAACCCCGCUGAGUACAUUCUGGAUAUUGUCUCUGGGGACAAAGAAACUCAGAUAGAUUGGCCGGAGACCUGGAAAAACAGUCUUGAGUAUGCAGAGAUGAUACAAGAGCUUGACCGACUUCACAAAUUAGAGGCUGCGGAGGAUAGCACUCAAGAGCUUGAUAACGACAGUAGCUCUGAAUUCGCAAUGCCUUUCCUCAGCCAACUUUACUAUGUCUUGCUCAGGGUAUUCCAACAAUACUUUCGCCAACCAGAGUAUAUUCUGUCCAAGUACAUACUAGGAAUUAUUUCUGGUCUUUUUAUCGGCUUCUCAUUCUGGAAGUCUGACAAUACGCAGCAAGGAUUUCAAAACGUCUUGUUCAGUGUCUUUCUUUUGUGUACCAUAUUUGGAACCAUGGUUAACCAGAUCAUGCCCAAGUUCGUGAUGCAGCGGUCUCUUUACGAAGUGCGGGAGCGGCCAUCUAGAGUCUACUCAUGGAAAGUCUUCAUCCUCUCGCAAUUAAUAGUUGAGAUUCCGUGGCAAUUUGGAAUCGGGGUGUGCGCCUGGGCAUGCUUUUAUUUCUCCGUAUUUGGUACUGGUACGACUACUGAAUCACGAGGAAUCGUGCUACUCUAUAUCGCCCAGUUCUACAUGUAUGCUGGCAGUAUGGCCCAGUUCGUUGUUGCGGCCAUUGGCGAACCCGCUGUAGCUGCUAUGCUUGCGACCAUGAUGUUUGGUCUAUCUUUCAUAUUCAAUGGAGUUAUGCAGCCUCCAAGCAUGCUGCCGCGCUUCUGGAUUUUCAUGUACCGCGUCUCGCCAUUCACAUACUAUGUUGGGGGUAUCAGCGGCGCAGCGUUGCAUGGUCGCCCUGUGACGUGCAAUGCAGCCGAGCUCAGCGUUUUUGACCCACCCGCUGGGCAGACAUGUGGACAGUACCUUGCAGAAUACGUCUCGGUCGCUGGUGGGAGCUUGUACAACGGGAAUGCCACCGGAGACUGUCAGUAUUGCGCCAUGUCUUCUGCAGACGAUUACCUUGCUGCCCGGGAGAUCUAUUAUGAGGACCGCUGGCGAAACUAUGGCAUCUUCUGGUGCUAUUUUGUUUUCAAUGUCUUUGGUGCAGUGACAUUGUAUUAUCUGUUUAGAGUGCGGAAGUGGAACACUGGAGGCUUGAAAGGAAAGAAAAAUGGGGGGAAGUAAAUCAACCGGAUCUUUGAAUAGUGUAAAUUGGGCUAUUCCAGUUUGUUUCUCUUAUCUGUCUAUAGAUUUCUGAUAUUGUACAAAUAUUUCAAAGAGUAAUCUCCACUAUGCUUGAG
Molecule: messenger RNA, 4457 nt
Organism: Talaromyces proteolyticus
Lineage: Eukaryota; Fungi; Ascomycota; Eurotiomycetes; Eurotiales; Trichocomaceae
Product: ABC-2 type transporter-domain-containing protein
Exons: 1
Coding region: 1-4341 (1446 amino acids)
Biological process (GO): transmembrane transport
Cellular component (GO): membrane
Molecular function (GO): ATP binding; ABC-type transporter activity; ATP hydrolysis activity
Source: RefSeq, a predicted model, not a curated record